Dreissena polymorpha is the source of this 2958-nucleotide messenger RNA. RefSeq lists its product as uncharacterized. The coding region runs from base 1820 to 2848 and encodes 342 amino acids. The record is from RefSeq and is a predicted model, not a curated record. The transcript has 2 exons. NCBI's taxonomy places the organism in Eukaryota, Metazoa, Mollusca, Bivalvia, Myida, Dreissenidae.
AAACGUUAAGAUUGAAUUUUUUUUAAGAGCGCCUUAGCCAGUAUGGAAGGAUAUAUGUUGAGAAUCGUCAUGAAUAAAUGUAAGGACGCAUAUCUCGUUUUCCUGAUAUAAAAGGCGGAACUCUUAACAAUUCUCAACAUAUCCGUGUGGAUAAGAAGUUCGCAACUCCGUGUGGAGAAACAGAAUUCAACUUAGUGUGUGAAGAAACAACGCUAAUGUGAAGAUGAUUCAGGAUUGAACGCAUAUGUGAACAUAAUAUUAAGAAACAAAAUGACGUCUCACGGUUAAAGAGACUUUCACAGUGCGAAGCGUUCGCGUUCGGCCCAGAUAGCAAAUUUAACGAAGCUGUAUAAAAAACUGAAAGAUAAUAUGUCGUCGUACGAAAAUUAUGAGAAUGUUAAGCAGCUGAACGACAGAUUGUGUGAAAAUUUGAGACAUUACAAUGUGUUCAUCAAGAGUGUGAAAGUUUGUGUACGGACUCAGUAAUGUGUGAAGAUUUAUCGAAAUCUCCCGAAAAUUCACGGAAGAAUUUCGAUGAAUUCCAGGAGAGUCUUUCACAGUGGCUGGUCGCUGAUGCAAAGGCGCCUGAUGGCAAUAAGAUAUCUUCAGUAAGCCGUGCAAGUACGACAGCGUAAUCGCGGUCAAACUAAAGAAGUGCCAGGGCGAAACGCUUGCUUGCAGAACACAAGCUGAGAACGCUACGUGAGAAACACAGACUCGAACAGGAACAGCGUGUACUUGAGCAAAUACGCCAGUUGCUUGAGCACGAAAGCGAGGUAGAGGAAGCGCGGAUCGAGGAGGCAAUCUGGGAAGAAGAAACAGAAGAAGAUAAAACAGUCAUCGGCGAUGUGAUUGUGCGGUCCAGCGGAACAGACCGGAUGUCAAGCGAUGUGACGGGACGGUCCAGUGAUGCAAACCGGAUGUCUGGCGAUGUGACUGUGCGGUCCAAUGGAGCAGACCGGGUGUUCGGCGAUACGACGGGGCGGUCCAGUAAAGUAAACCGGAUGUCCGGCGAUUUGACGAUGCGGCCCCGCGGAACAGAACGGGUGUCCGGCGAUAUGACGGUGCGGUUCAGAGGAGACGUUCCGGAAGUGGGGCACCAUGGAGAAAACACCUUACCUGACGAUGUUUGUUACAUUCGAGAAGGUCGUAAUAUUAGCAGGCCUUAUUCUGUGACUCAGAAUGUUACUUCCGGAAAUCGUGCUGGUCCGAUUGCUGCAGCAGAAGCCUGGUCAGACACGUGUCGCUCCGUGACACCACCCAAGAAGAGAGAGCUUGUUAAAAAGGAAAAUAAGAAAAAUAAGCCUAAAACACCAGAACUGCCCCUUGAGCAAACUGAAGAUGGGCCUUCCUCAAACCACGUUUCCAAGGCAACCACACCCCAGCCCUCCGAGGAAUUUCACUCGCCAAGGGAGGCAAGUUUAAUUCAAGAGCCCAGUGCACCAGAGUUACCUUCCAUUGAGAGCCCAGAGUUACGUGAAAUACCUGAAAAGAAGCGGUACCAAUCGAAGGUUGUAAAGGAGGAGAUGAAGCUGGUAGAAGUGAUGCCAGAACUUCCCCCUGAGAAGAAGAAACUGCCCCCUCCUCCGAAAAUACAACCAAGCUACAAUCCGUCUCCUGCCUCAUGGAGAUCCAAGGUUGAAGAAGCUCCGUCGCCAUUCAGGAAGUGCAACAGCUGUAUGACUUACUGGACUUCUUGGCAAAAUACUGCAUCAUCAACCCAAACAGAUUGCCAUACUGCGAGCGUAUGUUUUACGGGGUGGUCAACGUCUAGUCUCCGCGAUACCCUGAGCUCACACAUCCCCGGGCCCGUUGGGAUAUGGUGAAACUGCCUCCCGCCCAGCUUUCUUACCACGAGUUGGCCAAGCUGACGGACAUGGCUGUGAUCAGUCAUGCACAGACACCUAUACGUGAUGGCCUGAGUGUACCAGAGCAGUACAUGGAAAAGUUGAACUACUCGAUAGAGUUCAUCAGGACUAAGCAGUAUGCCCUACAGGAUCACAUGCACCAGCAGCACGCUGAGAAGCUAAGGCUGAUGGCAGAUUUGGGAAAGUCUAUGGACAGAGAUAUUGUCAGACUUGAUUACAAAACCAAGGGCAAGAAGAAAAGGAAAAAGAAGAAGAAAAAGAAGAGUGAGAAUUAUGAAUAUGACAUGAUGAGCCCAAUCUCAUCUCCAAAGAACAUCCGGCCAACGAAGGCCUCUGAUAUCACAGAUGAGGUCAUAGUGAGCACAAUGAACGACACGAUGAUGAAGAAGGCAAAGAAAGAGCCAGCUGUGAAGAAACUUACCAUGGAAAUCAACAGAGACAUUACGACAAAGAAGAACAUUGAUAAGCGAGUCACAGAAAUUGAAGAUAAGAAUGACCUCAUUGGGCUGUACUGUAUGGACCACUACUUUAAUGAACAGAACUGCUCAGCCGCCCCGUAUGAGUUCCGUAGACAGCAAAGUCGUCUCUACCAGAAACUGCAUUCUGGUGUUGAGAUAAACAUUGAGGAGGUUGAGGCAGCUCUUCAGCAGGCCAACAACAAGCUGCUCUCGGACAGGGAGUUCAAGUACAUCUACAUUGUGCUGGACCUUCCAAAGCGAGAUAAGAUCAACUUUCGACUGUUCCACGUCGUAGCAGCCUUGCCUGAGAAGGUGACUCAUAUGGAUCAUGUCAUACAAAAGCUUAUCAACAAAGUGGAUUUUAAUGCACUGGACAUAAUAAUGGGGAAAAGCAAGGAGCUUUUCCAGCUGCUAAAAGAUGAGACCCAGAUGCAUGUGGGUAAUGCUCCAGCUGAUAUCCUAGCCGUGGAGCUGACUGCAGGGGGAUUGACACACCAACUAUGUGCUGAGCAAAUUCAAUAGAGAGGGGAAAGGCUUUGCAGACUUCAUUGACUUUGUCAAACAUAUUCGAACCAUACUUAGGACAGUCUGUAUAGAAAGACUAAUCAAGUUAUUAUAUUUAUUUAUUUAUU